GUACACUCACUCACCAGUCUGACUUGUUAGCUGUAAUCCGUUGAUCUCGGAUCCACGCAGACACGAGCGAUGGCAACCAGGUGGGGAAUAUGCAGCGCUGGCAAGAUCAGUCACGACUUCAUGGUGGCCCUGAAAACACUUCCACCUGAAGACCACCAGGCUGUGGCAGUGGCUGCCCGCAACUUAGAGGAUGCCAAGAAGUUUGGCAAAACGCACAACAUCCCUCGAGCGUGCGGCAGCUACGAGGAGCUGGCCAAAGAUCCCAACAUCGAUGUGGUGUACAUCGGCACCAUCCAGACCAACCACCUGAGCGCCUGUUUGCUCUUCCUCAAUGCCAAGAAGCCCGUCCUGUGUGAGAAGUCCCUGGCCAUGACACCCAAGGAGGUGAAGGAGAUCCUGGCCUGCGCCAAGAAGAACAACGUCUUCCUCAUGGAGGCAAUUUGGAGCCGAUUCUUCCCGGCCUACAGAGAGAUCCGGCGGCUGGUCGCCCAGGGCGAGAUCGGUGACGUGAGGAUGGUCCGGUCCGAGUUUGGCCUGUCUGUGCUUCCUCUCCCGAGACUGGAGCUAAAGGAGCUUGGCGGAGGAGCGUUGCUGGACAUCGGCCUUUACCCGCUGCAAUUCUCCAUCAUGGUGUACGGCGGAGAGAGGCCAGAGAGCAUCAAAACCGAGGGAGUCAUCCUAGAUACUGGAGUGGACGAGACCUUGGUGGUGACGCUGAAGUUUUCCAACAACAGGAUGGCGGUGUUCACCAGCUCCUCAGGGCUGCAGCUCUACAAUGACGCAAUCGUGGUGGGCAACAAGGGUUUAAUCCGGUUCCCAUCACACAUGUGGUGCCCCGAGACCAUGGUGGUAAAUGGGAAGGAGACCAAGUACCCUCUCCCGGAGCCUCACUUGCCCCUCAACUUUGUUCACAGCACAGGGUUGCGCUAUGAGGCGGAGGAGGUCCGACAGUGUUUGCUCAAAGGAAUGACGGAAAGUCCAAUCAUGUCUCACGCAGAGUCUCUGCUGCUGGCGGAAAUCAAAGAAGAAAUUCUUAAACAAGUCGGGGUGGUGUAUGAUUGAAUUUUCUUUUUUUGGAAAGCUUUAUUUUGGGCAGGGUGUAAAUAUUUUACUUUCAAGAUUAAAUUUACCCUUUUUAAGAUGUUCUUUCUUUGCUAUUUUGAAAAAUGCAAAGUCGGUCAUCUGAAAAUAAAGCACUGACAAAAAUGGA
This is a messenger RNA of Phyllopteryx taeniolatus (common seadragon), 1210 nucleotides long. Its product is annotated as trans-1,2-dihydrobenzene-1,2-diol dehydrogenase-like. The record is from RefSeq and is a predicted model, not a curated record. The coding region runs from base 70 to 1062 and encodes 330 amino acids. The transcript is spliced from 7 exons. NCBI's taxonomy places the organism in Eukaryota, Metazoa, Chordata, Actinopteri, Syngnathiformes, Syngnathidae. Gene Ontology annotation, molecular function: nucleotide binding.